Solenopsis invicta (red fire ant) is the source of this 1326-nucleotide messenger RNA. RefSeq lists its product as uncharacterized. The record is from RefSeq and is a predicted model, not a curated record. Lineage: Eukaryota; Metazoa; Arthropoda; Insecta; Hymenoptera; Formicidae. The transcript is spliced from 3 exons. Bases 272 to 982 code for a protein of 236 amino acids.
UGCAAAAAUUUUUGGGGAUUUCAAGCAACUCGAACAAACCUAUUGAGUCUUAUGAAUUGCGGUACUUUAUUAAUCUAGUGACUUUACAUACAUCAUGUUCUGUGACCACCACGUGGUAGAAACAAAUUUUGCUCUCUCUCUUUUACAUUCCGGCAGCCGAACGGAUCAGUCGACUCUCUGUAUCAUUAAAGUUUUACUUUGUAAUAAAUUAAGUAUAGUGAACACGCGCUCUAUUCUGUUGUAAAGGGACCCAAAAAACAAAGAUCCUACAAUGUUGAUUUUACCUAACAACGAAAGGAAGACGGCAGCGGCGACGAAAAACGUAUCCGUUACACAGCAAUGUCACGAGUGUUUCAAUAACCGCCGUAUAAUCAAGUUAUCGUAUCAGAAGCUAAAGAAUUUCAACAUUGCUCUAGGAGAUUUUCUAAGUUUUCUAAAAAAAUGCGUCGCGGAUAAGUGUUUGUUGGAAUCCGAGAAUUCUCGAUUGAAGCAGGAGAUCUCUGAUAUCAAGGCCAAGUACGAAAACGAUCUGUUCAACAUGCGGGAGGCUCUCAACGAAACACAUAACAAAUUAAACUUUUUCGAAGCGAAUACUAAAUCCCUACAAGAUAGAAAUAAGGAUGACGAAACAAGAUGUUUGCUGGAGUCCGAGAAUUCCCAAUUGAAGCAGGAGGUCUCUAAUAUCAAGGCCAAGUAUGAGAACGAUCUGUCCAACAUGCGGGAGGCGCUCAACGAAACACAUAACAAAUUAAGCUUUUUCGAAACAUAUACUAAAUCCUUGCAAGAUAAAUACAAGGAUCUCGAAGCGAGAUUGCAACGGAAGUCCUCAAACCUACAAAAACAAUGCAUAUUUACGUACAAUUCAAAGAUAUUAGAGUCAGUUUCUAGUCUGCAGAGUAACAUUCAUUGUCUGGAGAGUAAAAUUCAUCGGUUAAAAGAAAUCUGGAUUCGGCAAAACAGAAAUUACCAGGACAAAGUCUGAUUGAUCAUAUUAACAAGCUUAAGAUAAAGAUUUUCAACCUCGAACGCUUGUUCGAGAGAGUAAGAUACCUUUACAACAAGUAUUAUGACACUCUGAUUCAGACUGCACACAGCAAGUAGAGGUGGAAAAUUAUCGAUAACACUGUCGAUUGUUAUCGAUAGUUUUAGUUAUCGACAUUUUUUUUUUUUUUUUUACCGAUUAUCGAUGGUUUUCAAAGAGGAAUCAGUGGCUUUUUUCAUGAAACAAUAUUUUUAAUUACAUAAAAUUAUUAUUUGGUAUUACUCAUUAAAUCAUACUAUAAUAUCUUUCUGUUUCUUUAAUAUCUUUGUACUAUUUUGUAGUAU